This is a messenger RNA of Vollenhovia emeryi, 3073 nucleotides long. Its product is annotated as fatty acid synthase-like. Gene Ontology annotation, biological process: fatty acid biosynthetic process. The transcript is spliced from 5 exons. The record is from RefSeq and is a predicted model, not a curated record. NCBI's taxonomy places the organism in Eukaryota, Metazoa, Arthropoda, Insecta, Hymenoptera, Formicidae. Gene Ontology annotation, molecular function: 3-oxoacyl-[acyl-carrier-protein] synthase activity; fatty acid synthase activity. The annotation marks the transcript as partial.
AUAUUAUACAUCAUGAACGUUCUAAUUUAAUAACACGUGGUUCACACAAAUGCUAGAAAGACAUGAAAGGACUUCGCAUUAAAAUUGCUGUUAGCCGUAAUAUAAAACGUGCUGUGAAAACUGAUCAAUAACAUUCACAGAUUGAACAGACUAACGGUGGGAUCUUCUGGGCCUUUCCUCUUGCUUAUAGAGAUCCAUACGAGACGAAACGAGUUCAAUAUCGAUCUUCUUUGGUAAGAUGCCUGUUGAAUUCGAAAGUGUCAACAGGUCUGUAACGCGGGAGUCUGCGAUCGGAAAUGGAGAACCGUGUUCCGUCGAUGGUGACAUCGUCAUCACGGGUAUAUCAGGCCGGCUGCCCAAGUCGUCUAAUAUCGAAGAGUUUAAGGAGAAUUUGCUGAAGGGAGUGGACAUGGUCACUGAUGACAAGCGUUGGUCAACGAACAGCUACGGGAUACCGGGCAAGUCAGCCAGGAUUAACAACAUCGACCGCUUUGACACUUCUUUUUUCGGGGUACACCCCAAGCAAGCACACGUAAUGGACCCACAGCUUCGCAUAUUGUUAGAAGUCGUAUACGAGGCGAUAGUUGACGCUGGCGUCAAUCCUUCCACCAUAAGAGGAUCGCGUACAGGAGUGUUCAUGAGUGCCGCUUUCACAGAAACGGAGGAUUUAUUGAUUAAAAAUGCAGAUAUCGCCAACGGAUAUGUAAUGCUCGGGGGUGCGAGAUCAAUGUUCGCUAACAGAAUCUCCUUCUCCUUCGAUUUUAAUGGGCCCAGCUACACGGUGGACACGGCUUGCUCCUCGUCCUUGUACUGCAUGCAUCAGGCAGUCGCCGCAAUGCGCAACGGCGAGUGCGAUGCUGCGAUCGUCGGUGGAACGAAUCUUAUAUUGACACUCGAGAGAUCGCUUCAAUUUUAUAGGCUGAAUAUGCUCUCCCAGGAUGGCAAGUGCAAAGUGUUCGAUGCAUCGGGUGACGGUUACGUGAGGGCCGAGGCGGUAGUGGCAAUAUACCUGCAAAAAGCGACGGAUGCGCGCAGGAUGUAUGCCACAGUGGUUCACACGAAGACAAACACCGAUGGCUACAAAUCUGAAGGUGUCACGUAUCCCAAUCGUCACAUGCAGAAUCGAUUGAUGCGCGAGAUUUACAGCGAGGCAGGAAUUAAUCCUUUAGACGUCAGCUACAUAGAAGCCCAUGGUACCGGCACCAAAGUAGGCGAUCCAGAGGAAGUCAAUUCUAUCGACGCACUAUUCUGUAAAGAUAGAAAGACUCCUUUGCUGAUCGGAUCGGUCAAGUCCAACAUGGGGCAUUCGGAACCGGCAAGUGGAUUGUGCUCGAUAGCUAAAGUGCUGAUCGCAAUGGAAGCGGGCGUGAUACCCGCGAAUUUGCACUUCAACACUCCGAAUCCAAACAUUCGUGGCUUAAACGAGGGACGUAUUCGAGUAGUCGACAAGGCCACAUCGUGGAACGGUGGUCUCGUGGGCAUCAACUCGUUCGGAUUCGGCGGCGCAAAUGCACACAUCCUUCUGCGCAGCAAUCCAAAACCAAAAUUACCACCGCUAUUAAGCGUCGCUGAACUCUUGCCCAAAUUGGUCGCGGUUUCAGGUCGAACGGAAGAAGCUGCGCAUACCUUACUGGACAAAGCGAAAGAGCACCGUACAGAUGAAGAGUUUCUUUCACUGUUACACGCAAUACACAAUAACAAUAUUCGCGGUCACAAGAUUCGUGGUUACGAGAUACUCGGCGUAGAUAGUAUGCGUGAAGUCACCGAGGUAGCGAGCUACAACGAGAGACGCCCGAUUUGGUUCGUAUUUUCCGGCAUGGGCACGCAAUGGCCAGGCAUGGGUCGUCAGUUGUUCGGCAUUGAAACUUUUCAACGCAGUUUGCAGCGAUGCGCUGAUGCAUUGACGCCCCACGGCAUCGACCUCAUGAAUAUUAUCGCGAAUGCCACGGACGAAACAUACGAGAACGUGUUGUAUUCCUUCGUGACUAUUACAGCUAUACAAGUUGCCCUAGUGGACAUCUUAACGUUGAUCGGCGUACAUCCGGAUGGUACAAUUGGACACUCCGUUGGAGAGCUGGGUUGUGCUUAUGUUGACGGCGCAUUUACGCUGGAACAGACCGUUCUGGCAGCUUACUGUAGAGGCAAAGCGAUUGUAGAUUCCAAGUUGGAGCCGGGUGCCAUGGCAGCAGUUGGUUUGAACUGGGAGGAGGCCAAAAAGAUGUGCCCGCCCGAUAUCGUUCCAGCUUGUCACAACGCCGCCAAAUCUGUCACUAUUUCCGGUCCGAUUGACUCCAUGCACAAGUUCGUACAAAUGCUGAGGAGCAAAGAUAUCUUCGUCAGGAUGUUAAAAAGUUCCGGCUUCGCCUUCCACAGUAAAUAUAUCGCCUCGGCCGGGCCCAAAUUACGCGCGUCACUCGAGAAGAUCAUACCGAGCCCGAAGCAGAGAUCAGCCAGAUGGAUCUCUAGCUCUAUACCUGAGGCCGCAUGGGGUGGUCCGCUUGCUCAGCUCAGCUCCGCCGCGUAUCACGUGAACAAUUUGUUAUCUCCUGUACUCUUUCAGGAAGCGCUUGCACAUAUUCCGGAGAACGCGAUAACGAUCGAGAUUGCGCCGCAUUGUUUACUGCAGGCAAUCUUGCGCAGAUCGUUGCCACCAACUGUGACCAAUAUCGGCCUGCAAAAGCGAAAACAUUCGGACAAUCUCACUUUUCUACUGUCUAACGUGGGCAAACUGUACAUGGCCGGUGCACAACCUGACAUUUCUAAAUUGUAUCCGUCGGCGAGCUUCCCCGUCGGUCGCGGGACACCGAUGAUCGGGUCUCUCGUCAGGUGGGAUCACUCUGCCGCGUGGGAUGUGGCUGAUUUCCGACAAGUAUCAAAACGUUCGGAAGAGUGUAACGUCCAGAUAGAUCUGUCGAAAGAAACGGACGCGUAUCUAGCAGGGCACCGGAUAGACGGACGAAUUCUUUUUCCAGCCACUGCUUAUUUGCUGCUGGUAUGGAAAACUUUGGCGAAAUUGCGUGGCGUUGACUUCGAACGAUUGCCUGUGGUGUUCGAGAAUGUGCAGUUGCAGCGG